Molecule: messenger RNA, 1008 nt
Organism: Patella vulgata (common limpet)
Lineage: Eukaryota; Metazoa; Mollusca; Gastropoda; Patellidae
Exons: 4
Coding region: 19-1008 (329 amino acids)
Biological process (GO): proton transmembrane transport
Cellular component (GO): membrane
Molecular function (GO): proton channel activity
Source: RefSeq, a predicted model, not a curated record
GACAUUUGUCAUUGUAAGAUGAGACCAGUGGUGGGAGGAAGCCAUAAAUACACAAAUACGGAAAUACACAAAAAUCUCGGGGAAAUGGCAGCCGACCAGGAGUAUGUCCCACAGCAGAUGACCACAUCAACAACGGUUGUCAGUAAUAACACUGCGACUGACAGUGGACGCAAGUUUAAACGUAGUAUUAGCUGGUCCGACUCCGAAAGCAACCUUCGGAAACUGAGGAACGGCGAUUUCAACAAUUGUGAUCUUUUGGAAAAAUUUCUCUCGAAGAGACGACAUUGCCACUUACAAUUCUUCGGUAAAUCAGGCGCAGACGUUGACAUCGACGUAAACGCCGAAACGGAGUCGGUGCGAGAAGAUCCGCCGGAAUUUCGGCUUUCAUCGUCAAGUGAUGCUGAUGACGAAGUGUCGACGCGACCGUCAACAGAAACUUGUCCAACAGAACCGAUGGAAAACAAGAAACAGAUUAAACCAGGUAGGAAAUUGCUGAAAACUAACAGUGUCUUCUCCGAUGAAGUUUUUAUGCCAGAUAAUAAACGAAGUUUGACCUUUCAACAAAAGAAAAUCCUCGUUGGACCUUUGAAGGAUAAGUUGUUCGUGGGUUUGAGCGGUUUGUAUGGUAUUGCUCUAGUCGUGUUAGGAUUUGUCCUACCAAUCGCUGAAACGUUCUCAGAUCCAACAAAACCUUAUUUCUUUGAGAUAUUCUAUCUAUAUCUUUACAUCACCAGCAUUCUCUUCCUCAUCUACGUCUACGUCUACCUGUUGCGUAGAAACCGUAUGACGUUCAACAUCCUGUCUCGUACGUGGUCGUUCCGUCGUUCAGUUAACUCCUGUAAAGAUUCACCGAACGCUAGUACGACGUCAUUCAGAACGAGAAAACGGAAGGUCGCGUUUGACGAAACCAAUAAUCACCAUACAGGUAGUUUUUACCUCAGACUUGGAGCACUAGGUAACACCUGUUUUGUUUUUUUAUUAAUAUUAAUGUGUGUAGGCCCAUCGUAA